AGUAACCUUUUUUACUGUUUUUUUUAAAUAUUAAAAAGAAUCAUUAUAUAUAUUUUGUAAUUUAGUCUUCAGUGACUUAGUAUAUUAUAGACUUUCUUACGGACAGCAAGUAAAUAAAAAAAACAUAUAUAUAAAAUUAUAUACAUAAAAAAUAUAUAUAUAAUUAUAUAUAUAAAAUAAAAUGAAAAUUUUUUUUCUCUUGGUUGUUUUCAUCGUUUAUUGCACUGCGAAGCCUACACUCACCACGUCUUCCAAUGGCGGUUUGCAACGUCCCAGUCCCAUUGAACCGACAGUUUCUACUGACACCAAGCUAAAGGAAUCUGAAGAAAAAUCAAAGUCCGGUGUAUUGCCUCAUGGUUACGAACAUCAUGUAAGUAAACGCGAUCAUAAACCCGAACAUACAGAAACAGCACCAGGAAAACCAAGCGUUGCCUUAGAGAAAUCUGUAGUGCGAAUCGCUCCUAAGCAGGAGAAUCCGGUUCUACUCGGAAAACCUAUAGAACAAAAACCUCAACAUAAACGCGAUGUGCCUGUACCUUUGGUACCGAAGUACCAUCAUUCUGAAGAGUCAACUAAAGGAGAAAAAAUCGACGUCAAAGAACAAGAUCCCAAGAAAGAUGUUAGUGUAAAGAAUCACGAGCAUAAACACAAACGGGAUGUUCAAGUUGAAGAUCUUACUGGUGUGAUUUACGAAAAACCUAAAGGUAAUGAGGAAAAAACCAGCACCACAGAACUUUCAAUAAUUAGCCCGAAACCAGCCACAGAACCUGUGGCUGAGCAUAAACAUUAAACCGAUCAUACAAUCCGUAGAUAAUUAUUUUUUUUCUUAAAUAUAAAACUUAAAGGAGAAGU
Messenger RNA from Glossina fuscipes, 852 nucleotides. RefSeq lists its product as uncharacterized. The transcript has 2 exons. The record is from RefSeq and is a predicted model, not a curated record. Lineage: Eukaryota; Metazoa; Arthropoda; Insecta; Diptera; Glossinidae. The coding region runs from base 182 to 790 and encodes 202 amino acids.